AUGUGCGGCAAAGGGAUAGUGAAAAAGGUGUGUAGCAGCAUCACCAAACGCAUCGUUGCAUCAGUGCUGUCGAAGAUCGAAAAGCUCCUUCUAGCCAAGGUAGACGAAGAGAAGGAAAAACUCGACCAAGUGAUAGAAACCAUGGAGCAGAAGUUUCUAGAACAGCUGAAGAAGCUAGAAGCCGCUGCUGAUGAAAUUGCAAAGAAGGUAGAGGCGGGGGUCAAGGAGGUGGGAAAUGCUGCAGACAACGCAAAAAAAGAGAUCGUUAAUGGGUUAAACAAGGGGUCACACGAGAUAGGCCAAGCUGUAGACGCCGCGAAAAAUGAGAUUGUAGUAGGGAUAAAGGAGGGUGCUCACAAGACGGGGGAAGCUGUGGAAGCCACCAAAAAAAUGAUUGUUUUAGGGUUAGAGGAGGGGGCGCGCGAGGUGGGCCAUGUCGUGGGCCAGAUAAAGGAGGGGGCUCACAAGGUGGGGGAAGCUGUGGAAACCGCGAAAAGGGAGAUUGUGGGGGGGAUAAAGGAGGGGGCUCGCGAGGUGGGUGAAGUUGUGGGGCAGAUAAAGAAGGGGGCUCAUGAGGUGGGCGGGUUCGUGGAAGGCGCGAAAAGUGAGAUUGAGGAGGGGAUAAAGAAGGGGGCUCAUGAGGUGGUGGAAGCUGUGGAAGCAGUGAAAGAUGAGAUUGUGGAGGAGAUUAAGGAACAGGCUCACAAGGCGGGGGAAGUUGUGGACCAUAUAAAAGAGGGGGCACAUAAGGUGGAAGAAUUUGUGGAAGCAAAGAAACAUGAGCUUGAGGAAGGGGUUCACGAGCUUGCAAAUAAAGUGAAGAGGUUAUUCUAG
Salvia splendens (bonfire salvia) is the source of this 834-nucleotide messenger RNA. Its product is annotated as suprabasin-like. The transcript has a single exon. The coding region runs from base 1 to 834 and encodes 277 amino acids. The record is from RefSeq and is a predicted model, not a curated record. Lineage: Eukaryota; Viridiplantae; Streptophyta; Magnoliopsida; Lamiales; Lamiaceae.